AUGGACAAACAUUCCCGGGAUUCUUUGCCAACUCGUGGUACUGCAGGGCUGUCUGGGAUUUCGUCACUAAAUAUUCCAAAUAAAGUGGGAAGCAGUGCAUGGAGAAUACCGAACGCAACUGAUGUAUUUCAAGAUUCUAAUGAUGUUAGCCUGUUUUCUACUUCGCUGCCUGUUCUUCCGCACGAAAAUCUAAAUUUGACUGAUUCUGAACAAUAUGGUCAACCGGUGGAUGAUAACUUGCUAACAGUAGACAAAGUUCAUAAAGAAGACGAGGGGCAUGAUCCUUUCGAUAAUUUUGAAAUUAACGCCAUUGGAAACAUGCUACCUGAUGACGAAGACGAGCUUUUAGCUGGGAUAAUGGACGAUUUUGACCUUAGCGGAUUACCAAAUCAACUGGAGGAUUUGGAUGAAAACGAUCUGUUUGUUAAUGGAGGUGGAUUUGAAAUGGAUUUUGAACCCCAAGAGAGUCUUAGUUUUGGUGUUUCAAAGAUGAGCAUAUCAGACGGAAUUGCUUCUAAUGGUAUUGGACCAUAUGCUAUCCCGAAUGGUGUGGGAACAGUGGCCGGAGAGCAUCCCUACGGAGAGCAUCCAUCGAGGACAUUGUUUGUUCGGAACAUCAAUAGUAACGUUGAGGAUUCUGAAUUAAGAACACUAUUUGAGCAAUAUGGGGAUAUCAGAACUUUGUACACCGCAUGCAAGCACAGGGGCUUCGUGAUGAUAUCUUACUAUGACAUACGAGCUGCUCGCACUGCAAUGCGUGCUUUACAAAACAAACCCCUAAGACGAAGGAAACUUGAUAUUCAUUUUUCAAUUCCUAAGGAUAACCCCUCGGAAAAAGAUAUAAACCAAGGAACCCUCGUAGUGUUCAAUUUAGAUCCGUCGGUAUCAAAUGACGACCUUCGCCAAAUAUUUGGGGUUUAUGGUGAGGUCAAAGAGAUCAGGGAAACACCACACAAGCGACACCAUAAGUUUAUCGAGUUUUACGAUGUUAGAGCAGCAGAUGCAGCUCUUAAAGCAUUAAAUCGAUGCGACAUUGCUGGCAAACGCAUAAAACUUGAACCUAGCCGUCCUGGUGGAGCGCGCAGAAACUUGAUGCAACAACUGACUCAAGAACUGGAACAAGAUGAAGUUCGAACUUUCAGGACUCAAGUAGGUUCGCCUAUAGCCAGUUCUCCUCCCGGUAGCUGGGCACAAUUUAGUAGUCCAGUUGAACCUAAUCCAUUAGGUUCUUACAGCAAGUCCCCUGGUUUGGGUCAUGCGAGCCCUAUUAAUAUCAACCAUUUGUCCGGAUUGGCUGCAAUUCUUUCCCCGCACGCACCGACCUCUCCCAAAAUUGCGCCGAUCGGUAAGGACCCUGGACGAGUUUCAAAUCAGAUGUUUGCCAGCUCUGGAGGAUCGACACAUGGAGUAGCUUUUCAACAUUCUAUCUCCUUUCCUGAAAAAAGUGUAAAUGCAAGUCCUAGGCCUAUAUCUGCUUUCGGUGAAUCAAAUUCAAAUUCAUCGAGUGUUGGAACACUGUCUGGUCCCCAAUUUCUUUGGGGAAGCCCGACUCCUUACUCGGAGAAUUCAAACACAUCUGCCUGGUCUUCAACUUCUCUUGGGCAUCCAUUUGCAUCUAGUGGCCAAAGGCAGGGUUUUCCAUACACAGGUCAUCGCAAUCCUUUUCUUAGCUCCCAGCACCAUCAUCAUGUAGGAUCUGCUCCAUCCGGCCUUCCUCUUGAACGAAAUUUCAAAUACUUUCCAGAAUCACCCGAUACCUCUCUCAUGAGCUCCAUUGGAUUCGGGAAUUUAAAUCACGGUGAUGGGAAUUUUAUGAUGAACAUGGGCUCUCGUCCAUCUAUCGGGCAUGGUAUUGGCCAUUCAGUAACUUCCAGUGAAAUUGGUUCGCCUAAUUUUGGAAUGAUGUCCGUACCUGGUCAUGGUUCCUUGUUCAUUGGAAAUAGUUUGUACGCUGGACCUGGACUGUCUAGCAUCGAAGGAUUUGCUGAACGUGGACGAAAUCGGCGACCUGACAAUAACGUGAACCAAAUUGAAAGUAAGAAGUUGUACCAGCUUGAUCUUGACAAAAUCAUCAGUGGUGAAGAUACAAGGACUACUUUAAUGAUUAAAAACAUUCCUAACAAGUACACUUCAAAGAUGCUGCUUGCUGCAAUUGAUGAGAAUCACCAGGGGACUUAUGACUUCCUCUACUUGCCAAUUGACUUUAAAAAUAAGUGUAAUGUCGGUUACGCUUUCAUCAAUAUGGUCUCUCCUUCACACAUCGUCGCCUUCUAUAAGGCUUUUAAUGGGAAGAAAUGGGAGAAGUUUAAUAGCGAAAAAGUUGCUUCAUUGGCAUAUGCACGGAUUCAAGGAAAGGCUGCACUUGUGAUGCAUUUUCAGAAUUCAAGCUUAAUGAAUGAGGAUAAACGAUGUCGGCCAAUCCUUUUUCAUUCAGAAGGCCAAGAUACUAGUGACCAGGAACACUUUCUAUCGAGCAACUUGAAUAUAUGUAUUCGUCAACCAGACGGAUCUUACUCGGGUGAUAUGUUGGAGAGCCCGAAGGGCAAUUCAGAUGAAAAUCUGGAAAAAGAUUGA
Molecule: messenger RNA, 2574 nt
Organism: Vicia faba (fava bean)
Lineage: Eukaryota; Viridiplantae; Streptophyta; Magnoliopsida; Fabales; Fabaceae
Source: the annotation of a GenBank genome assembly